Messenger RNA from Aphidius gifuensis, 4491 nucleotides. RefSeq lists its product as uncharacterized. The record is from RefSeq and is a predicted model, not a curated record. The transcript is spliced from 3 exons. NCBI's taxonomy places the organism in Eukaryota, Metazoa, Arthropoda, Insecta, Hymenoptera, Braconidae. Bases 6 to 3602 code for a protein of 1198 amino acids. Gene Ontology annotation, molecular function: zinc ion binding.
AUGAUAUGGUUGAUAAAGUUGAUGAUAAAGACGAAGAUGAUAUUGAUGAUGAUGAAGAUGAAGAUAAAGAUGUAGAUGAAGAUGAUGAUAUGAAUGGGGAUGCUAGAGGUGGAGACAUGCCAUCAUGGUGGGAAACAAAAUCAAAUGGUUCUAUUGAGUAUGACAUUCAAGAUCCAGUCAAUAAUGACAACACAAACAACGAAAAUAUUGAAGAAGAUAAUGAUGAUAAUUCCAUUGAUAAUAUGCAAACAAUAACUGAAUCGCUUUUAAAUAAAAAUAUAAAAUCAAUUGAAGAAAGAAAAAAAAUAAAAGAAAAUGAAAAUUUAAAUACAAUAGUAAAUAAUAAUAAUAAUGCAACCAAUGAGCAUGAAGAACAUAAUAAUCAUUGGAGAUUAUCACCAAAUGAAAAUUCAACAGUCGUUAAUAGACCAGCCAGCCCUCAACCAGGCUGUUCUAAACAUUUCGAUACUAUUGAAAAGUCUUUUAAUGAAAAUAAUAAUAAUAAUAGUAAUACAUCAACAAUAAUAACAGCAACAACAACAACAACAACAACAACAACAACAACAACAGUUAAUAAUAAAGUAACACGUGAUGAUGAAGGGUAUUCAUCCAGUAUAAUACGUGAUUCAAAUGAUGUGUUAGAUAUUAUUAAAAAAUUAACAUUUAAUUCAGUUUGUAGUGGUCUUUCAUAUUGGCGUAGAGAAGAUAGAAAACGUUUUAUCAAUGAUUUAAAUAAUUUAUUACCAUUUUAUUUAAAAAAAGGAACUAAAAGACAAUAUGAGAGUGAUGAUUGUGAGAUAGUGUCAAGUAAAAAAGUUGAUGAUAAAACAUAUCCAGUACAAACAAAAAAAAAUACAAUGAAUUUUCCAGGAAGAGGGUAUUCUCCACUCCCUAGUGAAGUUGAAGUCAUUGAAUAUCAUGAUAAAAAAGUAACACAAAGACGUGAUACUAUUGACAUUACAUCAAGUGAUGAUGAAUCAUCAACCAGAAAAAUAAAUAAUAAGAAAACCACGCAUAAACAACAAGCACCAGAGGAGUUAGAAAAUAAACCUGCAAAUCAGGAUACAUCAAAGAUAAUGCUACCACCAAUAAUUGAGCAUCCAUCAAACGAUAAAAAUAAAGGCCACAAACGUGAUCAUUCACAUGUAUCAAAAUUACCAACAAAUAUACCUCAAGUUGUUCAACAACAACCAUUUAUACCAAAAGAAUUGCCUGUAUUAUCAGGUGUUCAAACAAAUAAAAUUUUAGCAACAAUUGAAAAUCGUCCAUCAACAAGUUCAGCAUCAGGAAUCACUCAUCCAGUGAUAAAUAAUAUUAAUACUGUUAAAACAAAAGUACCAGAAUUAUUAACAAAUGAAAUGAAUGGAUCUGUUAAUGAAACAUUGCAAUUGCAAUGGGGCGUCAAUGAUUUAGCAGCAAUAAAUAAUAAAGAAACAUCAAAUUUAUUACCACCAACAACAUCAAUAACUGCUCCAGUAUUAAAAUCACAUAAAACAUCAACAACAACAUCCAAAACAACGACAACCACAGCAACAAAAAAUAAUUAUAAUCCAUAUAUUUAUACUGGAACCAUACCAAAGCAACCUGUUGUUCCAUCAACGAGUGGAGUACGUAUUAAUAAUAAUAAUAAUGAACCAAGUGCUUCUGAUUAUCUUGAACGUCAACGUCAACAAUUAGAACAAAUAAAACAACAACAAAUAAAGCAACAAAAAAUACAACAACAAGUACAAAAACAACUUGAACAUAGACUACAAAGCAAACAAAAAUUACAGCAACAAGAACCACAACAACCACCAAGAACACGUGAUUUACUCCAACAAAAUUUAAUACAACAUCAAAAGAAUUUAUUAUUAAAUAACGUUAUCGAUGAUUAUAUCGAUAAAAAUGAUAGUAAAGUAAAAAAAUCAGAAGUCACUCGUAUCAAGGAGGAACAUCAACAAUUACCAAAUAAUGACGUUAAAAAACCAUGUCAAGAAAUAUACAUUAAAUUACGUGCAAUGUUUCCAAAUAUUAAAUCAACAUAUAUCAAACGUUUUUGUCCUGAAAAUUGGAAUAAAACUCAAUCUCAUGAAACACAGCUUUCACAAAUAAUUGAAAACUUGUUGUUAAGAGAAGGUGAAUGGGAAUAUGAUGUAUCACAUUUAGAUGAUCAUGAUGCUGAAGUUGAUGAUGUUCUGUCAGUUGAUGACUGCUAUCAGCAAUUAAUUGAGUUAUUUCCAAACGCUGAACCUGGUCAUAUGCGUAAUGUGGCUGAAAGAUACCACGAAUAUGAUAAUGAUUUAAAAUCAUAUAUUGAAACAAAUUUAUUACAACCAAGUUAUCCAACAAGAGAACAAUAUUUAGCAAAAUUAAAAACAACAGAAGAACAAAAACGUUUUACAGAUAAUUUUGAUGUUAAUUAUUUUCUUGAAUUAUUUCCAAAUCCAAAAGAAUAUUUUGAAAAUCCAAAUAGAAAAUGUGAAUUUAUUGCUGCUGCAUCUGAAUUUUUAAAAAAUCAUUUUAAAAAAAAUAAAGUUAAAACAGUUACAUCAACAUAUCAAACUUGUAAUUAUAAUUUAAGUAUAGCAGCACGUCGUUUAUUAAAUAUUGGCUGUGAUAUGAAAACAACAAGAAAUGGACAACAUUUUCCAACAGAAAAUAUACAAUUAUUACAAGAAAUGGCAUACAUUAAAAAUUUACAUAUAAUUGAGAAACAUAUUAAGGAUAAAAUUGAUAAUGAAUACAAAGAAUUCAAUACGUUGAAAGCUAAAAAUCAAUUAUUAGAAUGUCAAUGUUGUUAUGAUAAUGAAUGUGUACCAUCAAAAGUAUCAACAUGUGAACAAGGACAUACAUUUUGUAAUGAUUGUAUAUUAAAAGGUACUGAUUCAAAAAUGGGUGAUUCAGAUACACAUAUUAAAUGUUUUACAAAUUGUGAUGCUGAAUUUAGUUUAUCAACAUUACAAAAAAUAUUAAAUCCAUCAAAAUUUCGUAUUCUUCUUGAGAAACGUCAAGCUGCUGAAGUAUUAGCUGCUGGUUUAACUGGUUUAGUAUCAUGUCCAUUUUGUCAUUUUGCAACAAUACCACCAGAAGGUGAUAAAGUAUUUAAAUGUUUAAAUACAGAUUGUAUGAAACAAUCAUGUAUUAAAUGUAAAGAACCAAAUCAUGUACCAUAUCGUUGUGAUGAAGUUGGUAAAGCUGAUAAAACAAGAAAAUAUAUUGAAGAAAAAAUGACUGAAGCAUUAUCACGAGUUUGUUAUAAUUGUAAAAAAACAUUUAUCAAAGAAGAAGGAUGUAAUAAAAUAACAUGUACAUGUGGAGCAUAUAUGUGUUAUCUUUGUGAUAAAAAAAUUACAAAUUAUGAUCAUUUUCGUGGACAAGGAUCAAAUGAUCUUACACGUUGUCCACUUUACAGUGAUAAUGACAUGCUCAAUUAUCAAACAGUUAAAAAAGUUGCUGAAGAAUUAAAAAAAAAAUUAACUGCUGAAGAUCCAACAUUAAAUAUUGAUAUUGAUUCAAUGCUUCCACCCAAGCCAAAACCAAAAUCUGGACCUCAUGAAACAAUUGCUGGUGAUCCAAAUUUAGCUGCUAUUCAUGCUGCACGUGUUCUUGGGACAAUUAAAUAAAUUAUAAAAUUAAAAAAAAGAGUAAAGAUUGAUAAUUUUAUAGCCAUAACUAAAAUUGAUAUUUGUAGUCCAAUUAAUUUUUUUUUUUUUUUAAUUUUUGUGCUCGUUUGAACAACCUGCAUUUUUCUUAAACAUUUUUUGUUUCUUUUUAUUAUUUGCUUGGUAUAAUUUUUUUUUUUUUUUUUAUUAAUUAAUUAAUACUAUUAUUAUUUUUUUUUUUUUCGCGUUUAACAGUAUUGCUGUAAAUUUAAUUAUUUAAAGGAAAACAUAAACGCCUUUUCCACCUUUUCUUCAUUUUAUUUUUUUUCUUAUAAUUUUUGAAUGAAAAUUUUUUGCAAUAAUUUGCAUAGUUUUAAUCAAGAUUUAGUUGGCGCAAAAAUGAAAGAAAAGGUACCUGAUAAUUAAUAAUAAUAAUAGAAUAAUUACAUUAUAUAGAUAAAUAAUUAAUUAAUAAUAAAAAUUGUCAUGUUUUUUUAUACGAGGAUAAUAAAUAUAUUGAUAUUAUAAAAAAAAAAAAAUCAUUUAAUUAUUUUUUUCUCUUUAUAAAAGUCGAAUGUAAAAAAAAAAAAUACUUGAAGCUUCGAAAUACUUUGUCGUAGAUAAAAAUAAAAAAAAAACCUAAUUCCUAGCGACAAAAAAAAAUAAUAAUAAUUAACUUAAACUUUCCUGUUUUAAUAUUUUAUUUUUAUUUUUUUAUUUUUAUCAGAUAACGUCAUUUUUGUUCUGUCAAUUCAUCAACGUGUAAUUUUUUACUUGCUAUUUUAUUUUCUUUACAAUUCAACUUGAAAGUAUUACAAAAAAUCAAUAAAUAUUUCUAAAAUAAUUGUAUUAUUUACAGUAUUAUUAUCAAUUAAAAUUGUAAUAAAAAACAAAAACAGAGAAGCAAUGU